GACCCCGUCAAGCUCCCGGAUUUCCGCUAGAUUUGGUCUGUUUGCAAAAUUUUUUUUUUAAAAAUAACAGCACGAUGGUUAGUAUUUUCAAUAUCUAAGAGAAUUGUGCAAUGAAAUAUAGUAUAAAGUUUGAAAUGGUUAGUUAUUAUGGUUAAAUCAACGAUCCAAUUAGAAAAUAAUAUCAAUAUUUUGUAGAAUGACAUCUUCAUCUUUCAUGAUGUAUUCAUUAUACAUUGUUUGGGUGUUUUGCGUACAUUUAUUAGGAAUCAUUUGGAAAUUCCUAACCGUUCUUUAAUAACAUUUACUGUAUAAUAAUAAUUCGUAUAGGCAAUAAAUUAGAAUUAAUGCAAUAGAAAUAGAUUUUUAUAAUAAUGAUACAAACAUCUAAGGAAUGGGAAAAAUUUAGUAUACAUGCAAAUGAAGGAUCUACUAUAUACAUAUAUAUAUAUAUAUAUAUUAGAGUAUUUUAUAAUUGAUAUUACAAAGUAGCAUUGGCAAUUUAUUUAGUAUUAUAGUUUUUUGCUAAAUACAUUGAAUUUCUUGAAGUCAAUGUCCUGUGAGUUAUUUGAUAAUAUAUAAAAAGAUUGCGUGCUUAUAUGCGUGUAUACUAUGUAUCUACAACUAUCUAUAUACAUAUACAUAAAUGCAUAAUAUACAUGUACGAUAUAACAAUAAUAUAUAAAUUUGUCAAUCGUUUUUAUAAAUGCUUAUACCAUCGAUUUUCAGGGAAACGACAUUUCAUUACCGUUGGAACUUUGCUCAACGUUUGAUCCAGAUGAAAUAAAACGAUUAGGAAAACGAUUUAAGAAGUUAGAUUUGGAUAAUUCUGGAUCUUUGAGUGUAGAAGAGUUUAUGUCAUUACCAGAGCUUCAGCAAAAUCCGCUAGUUCAGCGAGUGAUUGAUAUCUUCGAUACAGAUGGCAAUGGUGAAGUUGAUUUUAAAGAAUUCAUAGAAGGAAUGUCACAGUUCUCGGUUAAAGGUGACAAGGAAUCCAAAUUAAGAGUUGCCUUUAAGAUAUAUGAUAUGGAUAAGGAUGGCUAUAUCUCUAAUGGUGAAUUAUUUCAAGUACUUAAGAUGAUGGUUGGUUCGAAUUUGAAAGAUGCACAACUGCAGCAAAUAGUAGACAAAACUAUUAUUUACGCUGACUCGGAUGGAGACGGUAAAAUUUCGUUCGAAGAAUUUUGUGGAGUUGUUGGAAAUUUGGAUGUACAUAAGAAAAUGGUUAUCGAUAUAUAAUGCCAUCAAAAAUUCGUUUAUUACGAUCUUUUCUAUAGACUAUGUAUGUUUUUAUUAAUUAAUUUUUAAAUUUUUGUUGAUAAUUUGUAAUUUCUCGGGCGCAGAACAGUGCUGCUUUAUCCUCUUUUUUCUAGUCAUGCAAAACAUUUAAAAAAAUAAUGCCCUCUUGUCACAAGUGUGUGAUUGGUGUGCGCAUUCGUACGUAGUUGCGGUGUUCCUCUAGUUGUCGUCUAUCUUUAGAAAUAUGAAAAGUUUUUAUGGAUUUUUCUCCAAUUUAUCCUAAACUAUUUGUUAACGAUAUUUAUGGCGAUAGAGAAUUGUUCAAGAAAAAAGAAAGUGUUUAUAAUUUGGCGACUUAAUCGCUCCCUGUUCUUUCUCUCUUUUAUUCUCUUAUCCUAAUAUCUCUUUUUCUCAUUGAAUCCUGUAUUCACUUAUUCAUCCUCUUCAUUUCUCCUUCCUCUCUCUCUUCUCUCUUCUCUCUCUUCCUACCAUCAAAAGAAAUAUUACUUCAAAACUACAAGAAAAUAUGCAAAUAAUAUAAAAAGUAUAUAUUAUGUACAGAUUUGUACAGACAAAAAUUCUUGUUCUAUGUUCUAGAAAAGAAAGCAGUUGUUGAGGGAAGAAAAAGCAGAUGUUUCUCCCUCUUUUAACAUUUUAAAUAGACGAAAAUUAUAAUCAUUUUACAUGCAUUGAUAAUUUUCAGAUAGUGUUUGAAUUUAUGCUUGUGUCGUAAGUUUUUCUGUAUUAAUUUAUUAAUUUGUCUUUUUUUUCUCCCGUUAUAAAUAGCUAACAGUCUCCUAGCAAAUAUCUAUACAAUAUAUAUUUAUUAUAUAAUAAUAUGUAUGCUUUUCCAUGUCGUUAAACGUUAUUUUUUCCUGGUGUCAAAUACAU
Dimorphilus gyrociliatus is the source of this 2127-nucleotide messenger RNA. The record is from the annotation of a GenBank genome assembly. NCBI's taxonomy places the organism in Eukaryota, Metazoa, Annelida, Polychaeta, Dinophilidae.